This is a messenger RNA of Clunio marinus, 204 nucleotides long. The record is from the annotation of a GenBank genome assembly. Lineage: Eukaryota; Metazoa; Arthropoda; Insecta; Diptera; Chironomidae.
AUGGAAAUAUUUGGCGUCUUUCAAAAAUCAACAAUAAACUUCAUUGAAGGAGUUUUUCGUGGUUUGAUCGUUGGAAAUAAUUUACUGAUUUUAACACUACCUAGGAAGAGUGUAAAUAUUCGUGGAUUAUUUUCUUCAUCACUAGACGAAUCAUGGAAAUUUCUACCAAAACAAAUACCACAGGAAAAUUACGCGAAAAAGUAG